CGAGGCGAUCCUCAGCUAGGUGCACUUUUGGACGAAGUACGCGCCGGAACUCAGACCACAGAGGACCUUGGCCUGCUCAACACCAAGCUCAUGGUCCGUUCCCAGAUCACCUUCAAAGGUGGUUUGCGCGCCAUAACACCGCUCAAUCGCAACCGGUGGAGCCUCAACAUGGAAGCCGUCGUAGACUGGGGCCGCUUUCACCGGAGACACAUCUCGGUCUUCGUCUCGACCCACACCUGGCACAGUCGAGCCUUAUCACAGCAGGAGGUGGCCCAGGCCAUCGAACAAGGCGACAAUUCCAAUUGCAAGAUCCCCGGGGUCUUUUUCUACGCCCAGGGUAUGCCUGUCGUUGUCAACAAGAAUACAUACACCGGCCUGAAAGUUAUGAAUGGGGCGGAGUUUACCACCACGGACAUCGUUCCCGAUCCGAAAUUCCCUGGUUACCAUCUUGCGGACGACAUGAGCAUCCACUUCGGUCCGCCACUCGGCAUAUUGUUAGAGUCGCAAGAUACAAGGGGUCUAGCCAUCCCAGGCCUUCCAACGGGCACCGUGCUCAUCCGGCACAUCACGCAUACCCUCGAUCCAGCCAAUCCCCACUACAGAUUCUUGUCGGGGAAAUGCUCUCGCCGGGGGUUGCCAGUUGUCCCGGCAUUUGUCCUUACUGACUAUAAAGCUCAAGGCAAGACUUUUGAGGAGGUACUGUUGGAGCUGCGAGGAAACCGUAUGACAAAUGGUCAGCCUUCGAAAUGCGACUUUACCAGCCUCUAUGUUCAACUAUCCCGGUGCAGAACACUACAAGGCAUCAAGCUUCUCAGUCCCCCAGAUCAAGGCAUAAUUGAUGCCAUGCAGAGGCUGACGAGUUGGGAUCGCAGGCCUUGA
Microdochium trichocladiopsis is the source of this 879-nucleotide messenger RNA. RefSeq lists its product as uncharacterized. NCBI's taxonomy places the organism in Eukaryota, Fungi, Ascomycota, Sordariomycetes, Xylariales, Microdochiaceae. The transcript has 2 exons. The annotation marks the transcript as partial. The record is from RefSeq and is a predicted model, not a curated record.